This is a messenger RNA of Closterium sp. Naga37s-1, 255 nucleotides long. Lineage: Eukaryota; Viridiplantae; Streptophyta; Zygnematophyceae; Desmidiales; Closteriaceae. The record is from the annotation of a GenBank genome assembly.
AUGGCUAAGUUGCACCUACGUACGGCUGACAUGCAGCUCAUGGGACCUGGACUGGUGACUGCAGCAACAGCAGAAGCAGCAGGAGGAGGAGAACGGGGAGGGGAGGAGGAGGAGAGGGAGGAGGAGGAGGGGGAGGAGGAGGAGGAGGAGGAGGAGGAGGAGGAGGAGGAGGAGGAGGAGGAGGAGGAGGAGGAGGAGGAGGAGGAGGAGGAGGAGGAGGAGGAGGAAGAGGAGGAGGAGGAUGAACGAGCAUGA